UUCCAGAGAAGACUCUGUCCUCGAUGGAAACAAGCGUGUUAUUUGUGUCCAUUAGAGAUUAGCUCGUUAAUUCGGGAAGGCUUGCUGCCGAGCCUGUACAGGAAUCACUCGUUUACAUCUGUAGGGAAACAAAGGAGAAGCCAAGAAUCCAGGAUAUGAUGGGUGAUGCAGUGACCACCGUGACCAAGAUUGUGGAAAUUGUGAUGAAGAUCAAGAAGGCUGCAGACAUGGUGAAGCAGAAUGAGGAUGUCUGCAAGCAAAUACAAAGCCGCGUCGAGAUACUCAGUAGUACGUUAUCACAGUACCAGGAUAACGAGGAGCUAAUGGACAACUGGGGGGUGAUGCGCACGCUUGAGGCGCUGGCCGAUGUCCUUGGUGAGGCCUUGAAGCUCGUCACGGACUGCCAGGAGGCGGACACCAACUUCGUGUGCCUUUUCUACAACGCUGGGAACCUGUCCCAAGAGUUAAUCAAGGUGGAGCAGCGUAUAUCCAAUAAGAACAUGGACGCGAUGUUUGCCAUCAUGGCCUUCCUUUUACCGAAACCAACUACGCCAAGCAGUGUUCGUCCUACAGCCCAAGAGCGACAGGUUUCUCCUGUCGGCAGACAAGAGCCUUUUGAGCUCCAAGAAAUGCAACCACCAUUUCCGGUCCAACAGAUGGGGAGACGAAAGCAAGAUGGAGGUGAUGGGGACGUUACUUACGACAAAUGUCUUUAUCCUGACCGCAGAAAAGCGCCUUUGCAGUACCCAACAAUACAACCACCAAAUCCGCCCCUACAGAUGUGGAGACAAAAACAAAAUGAAGAUGACGUGGAUGUUCAGAGUGACAACUCAUAUACUCGCUAUUUUGCCGGAGUCAGGGCCGAAGCGCGGAAAGAGUCUUACACAAGGGACAUCCAAUGGGACUCCUCAGUGGACGCUCUAUGUUCGUGUUGUGCAAUGGUGAAAAGGCGUACGCCUGCUCGCAGACCGUCAUCUGCCCCCAUUGGUCAACAGAGGAGCCAACUAUCCGCAAAAAAACAGAAGAGCCAACUACAACAAAUAGCUGGAGUAGCUCUCGACAUCGAAGAGGCAGCAGAGACUGUUCUUCAGAACACAGAGGCUUGCAUUGAGAUUGAUAAACGUGUUAGUACAGUCAGUGCCCUCCUAUCGAAGCUCGAGAACACAGAUAUGGUGGAGGAACAAGCGAUGAAAGAUGCCCUAAAUAAGCUCCUUGAGAUCUUCCGUCAUGCCCACGCACUCGUCAUGGCUUGCCAGAAAAGCGGCCUUGUCACCAUGCUCUUCUGCAACCCGCCAUGCAUACUGUCCAAACAGCUAAGUGAAGUAUUGGAUCAAUUGGUGCCUAACAUCAACGCUUUGAUUGCAGUCAUUCUCAACAGCUGCAACGUCCGUGCCCGCAGAUACAACCGUACCAGAAAUGCCCGUGCACCACCCCGAGCAGCAACAAAUAUUCAACCAGCAAGAAACACUUCCGGAGGUGUUGCGGCUUCACUGCAUUCGGACAUGAUUCCAGUGGGUAGAGACUAAUUAUUGCUAUUUGAAGUGUCGAAGCUGUCAGCAUACUUGAUAUCUCUUAUUGUUCUCACCACAGCAGUACUAUCUGCAGCUUUGCUUAAAGAUUGGAGGACAGCAAGUGGAAUUGUGUAAUUAGAGUCCGCCAAAUAAAUUGUGGGGAUUUCAUGGAAUGAUAUAAGAGAUAAUUAAAGUACAAUCUCUAGAUCUCCCUCCUGCGGUAAAAUGCCCAUCACUCGAACAUGAGCAAGGUAUUUUCCGUAAGGAAAACAGCAUAUUUCCAGCAGUGAGUUGCACCAUAUAUCAGUUAGAGUUCCUGUUAACUUCAUUAGUUCC
This is a messenger RNA of Aegilops tauschii subsp. strangulata, 1847 nucleotides long. RefSeq lists its product as uncharacterized. NCBI's taxonomy places the organism in Eukaryota, Viridiplantae, Streptophyta, Magnoliopsida, Poales, Poaceae. Gene Ontology annotation, biological process: cell surface receptor signaling pathway. The record is from RefSeq and is a predicted model, not a curated record.